Molecule: messenger RNA, 995 nt
Organism: Brachypodium distachyon (stiff brome)
Lineage: Eukaryota; Viridiplantae; Streptophyta; Magnoliopsida; Poales; Poaceae
Exons: 1
Coding region: 51-803 (250 amino acids)
Molecular function (GO): protein binding
Source: RefSeq, a predicted model, not a curated record
AUUCAAUUCUUUUUCUCCACCAAACCAAACUCGUGCACCAAACUCCGUCGAUGUGUCUCUGCCUCCAAACUCAAACCUUGGUAAUCUCCGCGCCUCAAACCCUAGCCGCCGCCAUGGCCUUCCUCGCCGGCGCAUCAUCCAUCGGUAGCCCCUUCGCCCUCGCCUUCUCCUCACAUCGCCGGAAUGAUCUUCCCAUGGCCGUCAAAGCCACCGCCAGCUCGAACUCGGUUUCAACCCACCCCUUUAUCUCCUCCCUCCGCCUCGCCGCCUCCGCCGCGGUCCUCCUCGCGGCUACCUCCCCGGCCAUCGCGUGCACCCCCUCGCCGCCUCCCCCUCCCCCCGCGCUAACCGUAACGGUCUCACCCGAGGACGCCAUCCCCGGCGACUGCCACCCCUUCGAGAAGCUCAUCAUUGAGACCGCCGCCCUCUCCCGUUUCGGCGAUGCGGAGGCCGCGAGGUCCCGCCUCUCCGCCGCCGGGGGCGGCGAGCACUACGCCCGCCUCUUCGCGGCGCAGACGCUCUUUGUGGACGGAAAGGUGGAGGAGGCGAUCGCGGCCUUCGAGGAGCUCGCGCGGGAGGACCCCGGCGACUACCGCCCCCUGUUCUGCCAGGGCGUGCUGUAUUCUAUGCUGGGCAGGGAGACGGAAUCGGAUUCGAUUCUCGAGCGCUGCCGGCUGAUCGCCGGUGACAAAUUCGGCGGCGGUUUUGCAAUGCCGGUCUCGGCUGCCGAGGAGGCGCGACUAGAAGCAGCAGAGUCAGCGGCAGAGAAGACGGAAACGGAGGUCGAAGGGGAAAAGCUGUGACUGGAGUGGACUUUGGAUCCCCAAAUAAGGUACUUCGUAGGCAUUUGGUCUCUUCUUUUUAAAGAAAAGUGUACGAAUAGGGGGGAUAUUCGAAAUAGCAGUGCCUGUUUUGCAUUUCCGAUACGUCGGCCACAAGUAAAGAUAUGCAUUUCACAUGGUCUAAGAAUAAAUUGAAGUGAUCGAUUUUGAGCC